AGCGCAUUCUACACAUUCACAUCUCGGACAACAUUCUACGGGCUGGUGCACACAUUUCUGCACCCUUUCCACCAUGUUCUCGGUCGACUUCAAGUCUCUCUUGGCUCCGCUCCUUUAUGUUAUAAUUGUCUUCGGUGGACUAUACGUGUUCAGCACCCUGUACAAACGUUACUACGCGAACCAAAUAAUCGAACCUUACUUUCCUCGUCACAAGGAACGCGAUAUCUAUGUUUCUCUUUUGCAACAUUCAGAUCCGCCUGCUCCUGAGCAACUGCUCAAAGCCGCUCUCGUGCGACGCGCCAUGACCGACGUCCAACGAAUUAUCCGAAUCCGAGAAGACAAACCCGUUAUUCAAGCACUUACCCAGAAAGGAUCAUUAGGAGAUGACCUUAUGACAAGUGUACAAGCAGCAGAAAAGGAGCUUGAGGCGGAGAUUUUGGAAGUCGCCCAAGAAGCCAAUUCAUACGUGGAGGGAUGGGGUCAAAUCAUCUUCCAAACAGCAACCGAGAUGCUGCAAAACGAGAAGAUGCGUGGAAUGUUAGAACAGAUGCAGAUUUCUAGAGCGGAAAAAGCAAAAAAAUACCCUGUAAAGCAUGUUGUAAGGCCAUCGCCAGUAACUGGCUCGUCCGCAGCAUCCGUUCCUCCGACUCCCUCAUCCGCCAAAUCCACGAACGGUCUUGCACCUCCAACAACAGGCACAGAGAGCGUAGCGUCGAGCGAUGGUGAAGGUCCAGCCACUCCAUCCACCCCUAGAACGCCGAAGUCAGCGAAGAAAACGAAGAAGCGGAAAUAGCUCCUUCACUUACUGUACAUUCGGUUUCUUUUGUAGUAGUUCUUUCAUUGAUGUCACGGGUUUGCCGAAGCGAUCUACAGUGCUCGUCCGAGAGAAUAAGAGCUAGCUAUUCGAGAAGCAUAACAACAAACAAAUGGAUACAAAGUACAAUGGCAUAACAGAACACAGUACGUCACCGAUUUAUCAGGCGGGGUGCGUCAAGUGGAAUGCAGGUGAGGACAGGUGGAGGGACUGAUUACGCCACUGCAUUCAUCCGUCAUGUAGUAAAGUAAGAGAUAGGAAAAAAGAGAACAGGAAUGGUACAGGGCUUCCUUGCCUUGCGAGAUUUACCCUCUAAUUACAAUAGCCUUCUCACCUGCACCUACCCGAGUUUUC
This is a messenger RNA of Somion occarium, 1168 nucleotides long. The record is from the annotation of a GenBank genome assembly. NCBI's taxonomy places the organism in Eukaryota, Fungi, Basidiomycota, Agaricomycetes, Polyporales, Cerrenaceae.